Molecule: messenger RNA, 3102 nt
Organism: Aspergillus puulaauensis
Lineage: Eukaryota; Fungi; Ascomycota; Eurotiomycetes; Eurotiales; Aspergillaceae
Gene: ubaA
Product: E1 ubiquitin-activating protein ubaA
Exons: 5
Coding region: 1-3102 (1033 amino acids)
Biological process (GO): protein sumoylation
Cellular component (GO): SUMO activating enzyme complex; cytoplasm
Molecular function (GO): SUMO activating enzyme activity
Source: RefSeq, a predicted model, not a curated record
AUGACGGACUCCAAAAUGCAGGUCGAUACCCCCUCGCAAGAUACGGUCGAAAAGAUCAAGCAUGGCGACAUCGACGAGUCCUUGUACAGCCGACAGCUGUAUGUGCUUGGUCAUGAGGCUAUGAAGCGCAUGGGCUCAUCGAACGUUCUCGUUGUUGGUUUGAAGGGUCUUGGUGUUGAGAUCGCCAAAAACAUUUCUCUCGCCGGUGUCAAGUCCCUUACUUUAUACGAUCCUGCCCCCGUUGCUAUUUCCGAUCUCUCCUCUCAAUUCUUCCUUCAGCCCCAAGAUGUUGGCAAGCCCCGCGCCGAGGCGACCGCUCCGAGAGUUGCUGAACUGAACUCCUAUGUCCCAGUCACAAUUCAUGAGGGCAGCAACCUGUCGGGAAACUUGGAACAACUGAAACGUUACCAGGCGAUCGUUCUUACUCUCACUCCCUUGAAGGAGCAACUUGCGAUCGCAGACUUCUGCCACAAGAACGGAAUUUACCUCACAAUAGCGGAUACCUUUGGUCUAUUCGGCUACCUUUUCAACGACUUUGGGAAGAACUUCACCGUUGGUGACUCGACCGGUGAAGAUCCCGUGAAUGGGAUUGUAGCAGACAUCUCCGAAGAAGGUCUAGUUUCAGCGCUCGACGAAACCCGCCAUGGUCUAGAAGACGGUGAUUUUGUGACAUUCACCGAAGUGAAGGGUAUGGACGGAUUGAACAACAGUGCACCGAGGAAGGUCACCGUCAAGGGGCCAUAUUCCUUUACCAUCGGAGACGUGUCCGACCUUGGCACGUACCAGGGUGGUGGUCUGUUCACACAGGUUAAAAUGCCUAAAUUCGUCGAUUUCCAGCCACUCUCUGAGCAGAUCAAGAAGCCGGAGCUUCUGAUGUCAGAUUUCGCCAAGUUUGACCGUCCGCAGCAGCUCCACAUUGGUGUUCAAGCUCUACACAAGUUUGCUGAAGCUAAGGGGCAUUUCCCUCGCCCCCAUCAUGAGAGCGAUGCCCAGGAAAUCUUGAAAAUAGCAAAUGACCUAGCCUCUAGUCAAGAAGACAAGGUCGAGUUGGAUGAGAAGCUCGUCAAGGAGCUGAGUUACCAGGCUCAGGGCGACCUAAACCCCCUGGCUGCUUUCUUCGGAGGUAUUGUGGCACAGGAAGUACUCAAGGCAGUGUCUGGCAAGUUUGGCCCUGUGCAGCAGUGGCUCUACUUCGACUCGCUAGAGUCUUUACCUACUUCAGUCACCCGAUCCGAGGAGGCCUGUAAGCCUCUUGGAACUCGCUACGAUGGCCAAAUAGCUGUUUUCGGUAAAGAUUUCCAAGAUAAAAUCGCCAACCUCACCCAGUUCCUUGUCGGUGCAGGAGCUAUUGGAUGCGAGACCCUGAAGAACUGGGCCAUGAUGGGUCUUGGAACCGGUCCAAAGGGCAAGAUCUAUGUCACCGAUAUGGAUCAGAUUGAAAAGAGCAAUCUGAACCGCCAAUUCCUCUUCCGCACCAAAGAUGUUGGCAAACUCAAGAGUGAAUGUGCCUCCGCCGCCGUUGUGGCGAUGAACCCCGAGUUGAACGGCAAGAUAGUAACACUCAAGGACCGCGUCGGACAAGACACCGAGCAUGUCUUCAACGAAGAUUUCUGGGAAGGCCUUGAUGGUGUCACGAAUGCCCUUGACAAUGUUGAGGCAAGAACCUACGUCGAUCGCCGUUGCGUUUUCUUCAGGAAGCCCUUGUUGGAGAGUGGAACCCUUGGAACUAAGGGCAAUACUCAGGUUGUCCUUCCACGUAUCACUGAGUCUUACUCCAGCUCUCAGGAUCCCCCAGAGAAGUCAUUCCCCAUGUGUACGCUUAAGAGCUUCCCCAACCGAAUUGAGCAUACAAUCGCUUGGGCCAGGGACCUUUUCCAAACCUACUUCGUUGGGCCUCCGGAGGCUGUCAACAUGUAUCUGUCCCAGCCUAACUACAUCGAGCAAACGCUCAAACAGGCUGGUAACGAGAAGCAGACUUUGGAACACCUGCGUGACUUCUUGGUGACAGAUAAGCCUUUGACAUUCGACGACUGUAUUGUAUGGGCUCGCAACCAAUUUGAGGUUCAGUACAAUAAUGCCAUCCAACAAUUGCUCUACAACUUCCCCAAAGACUCGACCACUUCCACUGGUCAACCAUUCUGGUCUGGACCUAAGCGCGCUCCCUCUCCAUUGAAAUUCGAUAGCACGAGCCCUACGCAUCUCGGAUUCGUUAUCGCUGGAGCUAAUCUUCAUGCCUUUAAUUACGGUAUCAAGGACCCUGGCGCUGAUAAGGGCUACUAUAGAAAGAUUGUCGACAAUAUGAUUAUCCCUGAGUUCACGCCUAAGUCUGGUAUAAAGAUCCAGGCUGAUGAGAAUGAUCCCGAUCCAAAUGCUCAACCUUCUGGGUCCUCUUUCGAUGACACUGACGACGUCCAGCGUCUGGUUGACGUUCUUCCUUCUCCCAAGACGCUUGCAGGGUUCCGUCUAGAGCCGGUUGAGUUCGAAAAGGACGAUGACACCAACCACCACAUCGAUUUCAUCACCGCAGCCAGCAACCUCCGCGCUGAGAAUUACGAGAUUUCCCCAGCUGACCGCCACAAGACUAAAUUCAUUGCCGGGAAGAUCAUUCCCGCCAUUGCCACAACAACCGCACUCGUUACAGGCUUAGUGGCCUUGGAACUGCUGAAGAUCAUUGAUGGCAAGGAUGACAUCGAGCAGUAUAAGAACGGGUUCAUCAACCUAGCACUGCCAUUCUUUGGCUUUAGUGAGCCCAUCGCAAGUCCUAAGAGCAAGUAUCAGGGCAAGCAGGGUGAAGUAUCUAUCGAUCAGAUCUGGGAUCGCUUUGAGGUGGACGACAUUCCCUUGCAGGAUUUCAUCAAGCACUUCUCCGACCUGGGACUCGAUAUUAGCAUGGUCAGCUCCGGUGUCAGUCUUCUCUAUGCCAGCUUUUACGGUCCCGCGAAGGUUAAGGACCGUCUUCCCAUGAAGAUGAGCAAGUUGGUGGAGCACAUCAGCAAGAAGCCAAUUCCUGAUCAUCAGAGAAAUAUUAUCUUUGAGGUAACCGCUGAAGAUCAAACGGAAGAGGAUGUCGAGAUACCGUAUGUGAUGGUGAAGCGGGGCUAA